Molecule: messenger RNA, 1950 nt
Organism: Cornus florida
Lineage: Eukaryota; Viridiplantae; Streptophyta; Magnoliopsida; Cornales; Cornaceae
Product: COBRA-like protein 7
Exons: 2
Coding region: 1-1950 (649 amino acids)
Biological process (GO): cellulose microfibril organization
Cellular component (GO): membrane
Source: RefSeq, a predicted model, not a curated record
AUGGUUAAUCUUUACUCUGUUUUGGUUGGGUUACUCUUCACAAUCACAAUUUCUCUACCAAUUUCAAUCUCUCAACAAGCACCACCACCACCCAAUCAAACAUGCAAUGGCAUAUUCAUAUCAUACGCCUAUAACACAGGUCAUCUUAUCCCUCCCAGGGUACUCCACUCUGACCCGACCCACCAACCCUACAGGUUCCAGUCCACCCUCACAAUUCUCAACAAUGGUCUCGAGGAGCUCAAGUCAUGGCGGGUCUCUGUCGGGUUCGAGAACCGGGAAUUCUUGGUCUCUGCUUCGAAUGCCGUGUUGGCGGACGGCACGUCACUUCCGGCGGAUGUCAGUAACGGGACGGUCUUUGUUGGGUAUCCGGUGACGGACCUCAAGUCGGCGGCUCAGACAGCCGGAGAUGAGAAUCAGAUGCAAGCUCGGGUCGAAUUGGUGGGGACCCAGUUUGGAAUUGGAGCUCCGUAUGUUCCACUGCCUUCUACUCUCACUCUGGCCAAUUAUGGGUUCGUUUGUCCUGGUCCCACUAAGCAAGCUAAUGAGAUCCACUUGUGCUGCAUGAAGGACGCAGCUGCACCCAACACUACUCUGGUUGAAAAUUUGCUGCCCCGUCAAGAAGGUGAUCUAACCAUAAUGUAUGAUGUGAUCAGGUCGUAUGAAUCCUAUUACUGGGCACAGGUCACAGUCUCGAACCACAACCCCAUUCGCCGUCUUGAUAGUUGGCAAUUGAGCUGGGAGUGGAUGAGGGAUGAGUUCAUCAAUAGCAUGAAAGGAGCUUACCCGAAAGUGGUUGACACAACGGACUGCAUCUUUGGCAGGCAGGGCGAGUACUACAAGGACAUCGAUUUUUCGACAGCCUUGAACUGUGAGAGAAGGCCAACUAUUCUUGAUCUCCCACUUUUCAAGACAAAUGACGCAAUCCUCGGGUCAAUUCCCUUCUGUUGUCGCAAUGGCACAAUCUUACCGCCUUCCAUGGACCCGAGCAAGUCCAAAUCAGUUUUCCAAAUGCAAGUUUACAAAAUGCCACCUGACAUCAACAGAACUCAGCUUACCCCACCCCAGAAUUGGAAGAUCAACAGCACACACAACACGGAUUACCAAUGUGGCUCUCCGGUUCGUGUAACCCCAAGCCUCUUCCCGGACCCUACUGGGCUACCUUCAGAAUCCGCAGCAAUUGCAAGCUGGCAAGUAGUGUGCAACAUAACACAUUCGAAGGUGGAAUCCCCAAAAUGCUGUGUCUCAUUCUCGUCAUUUUUCAAUGAUUCUGUUGUUCCAUGCAAUACUUGUGCUUGUGGCUGCAACAACAGCCCGAGCAACGUAUGCAGCGCCUCAGCACAGUCGCUGCUCCUGCGUCCUGAUGCUCUUCUCCUCCCAUUCGAGAACCGGACUAAACUAGCAAAGUCCUGGGCUGAUCUGAACAAUUGGGACUUGCCAAAUCCACUGCCUUGUGGAGAUAACUGCGGGGUCAGCAUCAACUGGCACUUGAACUCGGAUUACAGAGGCGGAUGGUCUGUGCGAAUGACGCUUUUCAAUUGGGGGGAAGCUGCGUUCGAGGAUUGGUUUGCUGCAGUGCAGCUGGACAAAGCUGUGCCUGGCUUCGAGAAGGUGUACUCCUUUAACGGAAGUGUUGUGCCUAGUUCGAAUAAUACAAUAUUUAUGCAGGGUGUUAAAGGCCUAAGCUAUCUUCUAGCGGAAACAGAUGGAAAGAAUCCGAAGAAAGAUCCCCGGGUUCCUGGUACUCAACAAUCGGUGAUAUUGUUUACGAAGAAGACGACUCCUGGAAUUAAUGUGGCUCGUGGGGAUGGGUUUCCAACUAAAGUGUACUUCAAUGGUGAAGAGUGCUCACUUCCUACUGUGCUUCCAAGUGAUGCUUACAGAAUGAGUGGAGCUGCCAUUGUAUUUAGCUUUUUUCUUGCUUUGCUGCUUCUCGUGUUUUUGCAGCAAUAG